AUGGCCGCGUACAAACUGGUCCUGAUCCGACACGGAGAGAGCUGCUGGAAUCAGGAAAACCGCUUCUGCGGAUGGUUCGACGCAGAUCUGAGUGAGACGGGUGAAAAAGAGGCCAGGAGAGGAGGUCAGGCUCUAAAAGAUGCUGGCUAUGAGUUUGACAUUUGCUACACCUCGGUCUUGAAGAGAGCCGUUCGCACUCUGUGGCUGGUCCUUGAUGGCAUUGACCAGAUGUGGCUACCUGUUCACCGGACCUGGCGUCUCAAUGAGCGUCAUUAUGGCGGUCUAACUGGGCUGAACAAGGCUGAGACAGCAGCAAAACACGGAGAGGCCCAGGUUAAGAUCUGGAGACGCUCUUUUGACAUUCCCCCUCCGCCCAUGGAUGAAACGCAUGACCAUUACCAGAACAUCAGCAAGGAUCGCCGGUAUGCUGACCUGACUGAAGAUCAGCUUCCAACAUGUGAAAGUCUAAAAGACACCAUUGCCCGAGCGCUGCCCUUUUGGAACGAAGAGAUUGUACCGCAAAUUAAAGAAGGGAAAAGAGUGCUAAUCGCAGCCCAUGGCAAUAGUCUUCGAGGUAUCGUCAAACAUCUUGAAGACAUGUCAGAGGAAGCCAUCAUGGAGUUGAAUCUGCCGACUGGUAUUCCCAUUGUGUAUGAGCUCGAUAAAAACCUGAAGCCUUUGGGACCCAUGCAGUUUCUGGGAGAUAAGGAGACAGUUAAGAAGGCUAUGGAGGCUGUGGCUGCUCAGGGAAAAGCAAAGAAAUAG
Knipowitschia caucasica is the source of this 765-nucleotide messenger RNA. NCBI's taxonomy places the organism in Eukaryota, Metazoa, Chordata, Actinopteri, Gobiiformes, Gobiidae. The record is from the annotation of a GenBank genome assembly.